Molecule: messenger RNA, 1038 nt
Organism: Pochonia chlamydosporia 170
Lineage: Eukaryota; Fungi; Ascomycota; Sordariomycetes; Hypocreales; Clavicipitaceae
Product: prefoldin subunit
Exons: 2
Coding region: 1-1038 (345 amino acids)
Biological process (GO): DNA catabolic process
Molecular function (GO): nucleic acid binding; endonuclease activity
Source: RefSeq, a predicted model, not a curated record
AUGCCCUCCCUCCUCAACUCCGCUCUCAUCGGCUUGUCCGUCUCACAAGGCGCAUAUGCCUGGGGUAAACUCGGCCACGCUACUGUCGCUUAUAUUGCGCAACACUAUUUGUCUUCGGAAGCGGCAUCAUGGGCCAAAGGUGUUCUCGGCGAUACAUCCGACUCUUAUCUAGCCAACAUUGCCUCAUGGGCUGACGAUUAUCGUGCCACAGCCGCAGGCAAAUGGUCCGCGCCGUUGCACUUCAUCGAUGCUGAGGACAGUCCUCCCAAGAGUUGCAAUGUCGACUACAACCGCGACUGCGGCAACAAGGGAUGCUCUAUUUCCGCCAUGGCCAACUAUACGCAGCGCGUUGGGAGUAAAAGCUUGAGCAAGGCUAAUGUUGCUGAGGCGCUCAAGUUUCUUGUUCACUUCACCGGAGACUUGACGCAGCCCUUGCAUGAUGAAGCUUACGAAGUUGGCGGCAACGACAUCAAGGUCACUUUUGACGGAUACAAGGACAAUCUGCACGCUGACUGGGAUACUUAUAUCCCUGAAAAGCUGGUUGGCGGCGGCGCUUUGACGGAUGCGCAGAAAUGGGCUGACGAUCUGGUCAAGGAGAUUACGUCUGGCACUUACAAGUCCCAGGCUGCCGGUUGGAUCAAAGGAGACGAUAUUGGAGAUGUUGUCACCACGGCUACCAGGUGGGCUUCGGAUGCCAACGCUUUUGUUUGCUCUGUGGUGAUGCCCAACGGCUCGGAACCUUUGCAGAAGGGCGACUUGUAUCCAACCUAUUACAACUCCGUCAUUGACACCGUCGAGCUUCAGGUUGCCAAGGGGGGAUAUCGUCUCGGAAACUGGCUCAACACUAUCUACAAGACCACCAUUGCCAAGAGAGAAGUUGGGGUGGCUGGGGUUGUAAAGGUCGAGCCCGCGGAAUUGCCUGAUCUCAUGGGUCGCGAUUUUCUCCCAGAGCCUCGCCCCCUGAGCCGUGCAAAGCUUGCGAGAGCGGCGAUGGAGGGCGAUUGUUGUGGAAAGGGUCGCGAGGGGCACAAGCAUUAG